CGAUUGGAGCUCAUGAUCUCGUACUCAUGACCGAGCGACACAGGAUCACUGAUCUCAAAGACCUUGUGAAGCAAUCGAAAGCUUCAGCGUCCCGGAGAAUUAAAAAGACAGACAUGUCGACCUACUUGUCUUCCGACUCCCACCGUGUCAGCCCUUCGGUCUACGGGAACCGAUUCGACACGGCCAACCGCAAAAAGGCUUCGGCGAACAUCUUCGAGAACGUCCAUCAAGAUGCGCUGAUGAGGCUCUUCCAGAAAACGGGGGACAUGAAGGCGGAGGAAAGGGUGAGGAGCAUCUACUCCUAUGCUCACGACCCCGAGGAGACGGCCAAAGCUCUCAUGGCACUAAAGCAGAGGAAGAAGGACAAGUUCCUGCAGAUUGCAGGCGUAAUCAGGCAGUUUCUCAAACUGCGCUGAAUCUUGUAUGAACUCGGGGAAACUCAGAUGAUUUGAAGAGAACUACGGAUGAGUCUGGACCGACGGCGGAGAAAGUGCAUGACAUCGGCAAACACGGAGGUGAUGCCUCCAGCUGAGACAAAGCCAGAUGC
Molecule: messenger RNA, 547 nt
Organism: Brienomyrus brachyistius
Lineage: Eukaryota; Metazoa; Chordata; Actinopteri; Osteoglossiformes; Mormyridae
Product: transcriptional and immune response regulator-like
Exons: 1
Coding region: 27-416 (129 amino acids)
Biological process (GO): endothelial cell activation involved in immune response; negative regulation of Notch signaling pathway
Cellular component (GO): cytosol; nucleus
Molecular function (GO): Notch binding
Source: RefSeq, a predicted model, not a curated record